AUGGCAGAAAGUCUGGCGACACAAGCAUUCAUUACCUUCCUCACUUGGGUGAUAUUUGUCGGUUGUGCGCCAUGUUGCGGGGAAAAUGUCAAAAUUGGCGUACCGGAAAACUAUGACGGAAUAUUUCCAUGGUAUUUGGCCAAGCUUCCCAGUCUGCAAGUGAAUUAUAGUGACCUGGUCGUAACAGGAGAUGACGAGGGAAUCUUCGGUGUAGAUGCCCAAUUUCUUUAUGCUUCAAAGCCUUUGGACAGAGAGAAGCAGCCAUCUUACUCUCUUAAGGUUUCCUUCAAGACAUCGGCGCAGCGUCAGAGCUUCACGGUCGAAGUGUGUGUCAUCGACAAGAAUGACAACGUGCCCUCCUUCAUCGAGGAGAGCAUGAGAGGAAGCGUGCAACUUGGACUCCUGAAAGGGAUUCCAUUCAUGCGGGUGGAGGCUGUGGAUCGAGACGACCGCAACACUCCUCACGCUGAGCUGCGAUUCAGCCUGAUGGAGCAAACACCGAGAAUCCCCUCCAGUCAGAUGUUCUGUAUCGACUCCAUAACAGGAGAAGUUUCCCUCACUGAAGAAGGAUCCUCGACUCUGGACCCAGAGAUGUGUGGUCGCUACAAACUCUCCGUGAUGGUUAAGGACAUGGCUGGGAGGGCAAAUGCUUUUUUCACAACUGGACUUGUUACUGUGGAGGUGACCGGAAACACGUGGGCAUCUCCUGACCCCGUGAGACUGCAGGAGAACCUCCCUGGACCCUAUCCCAUCCGGAUUUCUGAGGUCACUUGGAGUGGAAGUCAGGCAGCGUACAACCUGGCGGGGGAGUUUCCAGAGAUGCUUUUUACCGUCACCAGAGAAGGCGUCAUUUAUCUCAACGCACCACUGGACCGCGAGACCCAAGACCAGUUCCUUGUCAAUAUUCUGGUGGAGCGCCCGGACGGUAGAGAGAUUGCCAAACCUGUGGAGCUGAGGGUGAUGGUCGGGGACGCCAACGAUAAUCGGCCCACUUUUCCACAGGCGCAGUAUCACACUGUGGUCAAGGAGCUGGCCCCUCGAGGCACUGAAAUCCUGACUGUGCAGGCUGCUGACAACGACGAUCCCAAAACUGACAAUGUUCGCAUCUUCUACCGCCUCGUCGGCCAAAUCCCAGAGACUCCACGUGCUCUGUUCAGGGUGGACAGAGACUCGGGGGUUAUCUCGGUCCAAGCAGACAGCAUGGAGGGAACGGCACCACAGUACACCCUCACCAUUGCUGCUGAGGAUGCUAAGGGUCUCAACAGCUCCUGCACCGUGGUUGUGACUGUGCAAGACGAGAACAACAACCCACCAGUGUUCUCCCAAUACGAGUAUGGACCAUUUCACAUCCUGGAGGACGCUUCCGUGGGCACCACUGUGGCAUCUGUGACAGCAGGGGAUGCAGAUGUUCGCGGGGGUGACAGCUGGCUGGUUAACUACCGCUUGGAGUCUGGCAACGAAGAGGACGCCUUUGCUCUGCUGACCGACCGCCAGACCAACGAGGUCUCACUUGUACUAGCAAAGGCGCUUGACUUUGAGCGUGAAAGCGAGUACAUCCUUGUGAUCAGCGCUCACAACCCGGUGGCGCUUGUUGCCGGCCGUUACGGACCAGCGUCCACUGCGACCGUGUCUAUCUAUGUUGACGACGUCAAUGAAGGUCCGAUACUGUCCCAAAGCCAUUACGAGGUGACGGUCAGAGAGGGUGAAGAACCCGGCCGCGUGAUCGCGACCAUCCGAGGUUACGACCCCGACUCCCACCCAAUUAGGUAUUCUCUUCAGGGUGAUACGAAGAAGUACUUUUCCAUUGGAAAAUACUCUGGAGAGCUGAAGACUGUUCAGGCUUUGGACCGAGAGGAGAACAGCACUUACACCAUGGAGGUCCUGGCUGUGGAUGGACGAAAUGCAUCAUUAUCAGCCUCCACACUGGUGACGGUCCAGAUACUGGAUGUGAAUGACAACAGCCCAGUCCUGGUUGGGGACUACUCCUGGAAGUACCUGUGCACCCCUCGCUGGGAGGACCAAGCGCUGGUGCUGGCCUCACGUGACAGUGAUGGACCGCAACAUGGAGGCCGACUGAACUUUUCUCUUCGCAGUGAUGCUACUGUGCGCCGCAACUGGAAGCUGACACCCAUCAAUGAUACACACACCAACCUCUCCCUCAACAUCCCAGACCUGCCGCCCGAGGUAUACACCGUGCCCUUCACCAUCUCUGACAGCAGCUCACCUCCCAGAAGCACCUUCAUCAACCUGCCAGUGACCGUGUGUCCGUGCAACGCCCGAGGAAACUGCAAAGUGCCCGUGGAGCCUCUGAAGGGCAUGCCAACUAUCAAAUCUGCUCUGUGCAUUCUGCUCGGCACUUUUGCUUUCAUCGGUCUGAUGGUUACUUUGGUGUUUGUGGACUUGUGUCAAAACCGAGAAGAUCUGGAUAAAAAUAAAGAAGAGCUUCCUCAAAAAUAUUCAGUUUAA
This is a messenger RNA of Synchiropus splendidus (mandarinfish), 2466 nucleotides long. RefSeq names its product cadherin 16, KSP-cadherin (gene cdh16). Gene Ontology annotation, cellular component: catenin complex; plasma membrane; adherens junction. The record is from RefSeq and is a predicted model, not a curated record. Lineage: Eukaryota; Metazoa; Chordata; Actinopteri; Syngnathiformes; Callionymidae. Gene Ontology annotation, biological process: adherens junction organization; multicellular organism development; homophilic cell-cell adhesion. Bases 1 to 2466 code for a protein of 821 amino acids. Gene Ontology annotation, molecular function: cadherin binding; calcium ion binding. The transcript has 17 exons.